This is a messenger RNA of Lecanosticta acicola, 645 nucleotides long. Lineage: Eukaryota; Fungi; Ascomycota; Dothideomycetes; Mycosphaerellales; Mycosphaerellaceae. The record is from the annotation of a GenBank genome assembly.
AUGCCGUAUUUACGCCCCUCUACCACCGACCGUCGGAGCGCUAGCAACCUUGGCAUCACAGCCUCUGUGAACGAACUGCUCGCUGCGGACAAGAUUGAGAAAACACAAAAGGCGCAUCAGAGAAGAGCGAGGAGAUACCGUGAGGAGCUGAAGGAGAGCCUGGCAAGACAAGCGCUCUACGAGGAAGAAGAUAUUGGCGAGGAGAUUGUGGUCGCUCCACGUAGACCGGCUGCUGUCCCGGUCGCUGGCCACGGAGAUGCCGCUCGGGCAAGCCGCAACACGGAAGGCCCGCGUGGACACAAUGAGAACGACAACGAAGAGCAAGCACUGGGACAGUGGGGAGGACACGAGACUCAGGCGGGUAUCGAGGCAGCAAACGCCGGCAUAGCGCGCAUUCAUGCAGGUCAGCUCGCAGCCAGUCACGCGGACGAGGAAGUCGUCAGCCACACUGAAGAGGGCGCAGUCAGCUACCUAGACGAGGGCACAGUCGACGAAUGCCUCCUGUGCGGAAAUGCGCUCCCAGCUGCGACCUCUCAAGAAGCAACGCCCUUUCGCCCUUGUAACCACUUGGUUCUGUGCAAGCCAUGUAUGAUUGAGUACCUGGCUAAUAGGCAUCAGCCGGUCAAGAAAUGCUGGCGCUGGUAA